Molecule: messenger RNA, 686 nt
Organism: Rhagoletis pomonella (apple maggot)
Lineage: Eukaryota; Metazoa; Arthropoda; Insecta; Diptera; Tephritidae
Product: circadian clock-controlled protein daywake-like
Exons: 2
Source: RefSeq, a predicted model, not a curated record
CUUCCGAAAUAGAAAAAUGUCACGCUGGCGAUGUUGAUUGCAUUGCUAAAACACUUCCGUUCAUUUUACAAAACUAUGCUCAAGGAAUUCCGGAAAUCGGUCUUACCGAUAUAGAAAAACUUUCACUCGACGAUGUUGUUCUUACAAAAGCGAACCCGCAUUCGGGAGUUUCGCUUAAUUUGGAAUUCAAGAAAAUGUACCUGCAUGGCAUCAGCAAUUUAACUGUGCAACGCAUCGUGGGCUUUGAAAAGGAUCCACUCAAUUCAAAAUUUGAAAUAUAUAUAACCAUACCAAAUUUGGUAGUCGAUGGAGAAUACAUUUCUAGCGGCAAGGUGCUGAUACUACCAAUGGACGCCACUGGUUAUGCGAAAAUAAAACUGAAGAAUAGCAAACUCAGUUUGAAAUUUAAGAGCGAAGAAGUGCGGAAAGAUGGCAAGCAGUUCAUAAAAAUUAAGGACCUCAAAUGCAAAUUAACACCAGAAUUAAUGAAAGUGAAAUUCGAAAAUCUAUUUAAUGGUAACGAACAAUUGGCCAAUUCUCUAAAUCAACUCAUCAAUGACAAUUGGAAGGUGCUGUAUUCUGAUAUGGAAGAUCAAAUAAAUGAUGCGGUUGCGAAAAUUGUUAAACGGCUGUUGGCUGGUGUGUUGCGAGUAUUGCCCUAUGACGAGUUUUACGGAAAGGAUUGA